GCAUUUUGAAAAGCAACAGAAAGAGGAGAGAAGAGAAGGAAGAGCAAAUAAAGGAAGACCUGAGAGAAACAGGAAACUUGUGAGAUCAUUCAGGCAGUUUGUCUUGAAGUCUUGUGAAACAGGUGACCAUGGAAGCAGCAGUGCCCAUGCAGGCCCCCAUGUGUCUGGUAGAAAACAGGAAUGAAGAGCUGACAGUAAACCAGGAAGCCCUGGGGAUUCUUACUUCCAUUACCAAUCCAGUGGUGGUGGUAGCCAUUGUUGGCCUGUACCGUACUGGAAAAUCCUACCUGAUGAACAGACUGGCAGGAAAGAACAAAGGCUUCUCCCUGGGCUCCACUGUGCAGUCCCACACAAAGGGCAUCUGGAUGUGGUGUGUCCCUCACCCCAGCCUACCUGACCAUACCUUAGUUCUGCUUGACACUGAGGGCCUUGGAGAUGUGGAAAAGGAUGACUCCCAGAAUGACUCCUGGAUCUUUGCCCUGGCCAUCCUGCUCAGCAGCAUAUUUGUCUACAACAGCAUGGGCACCAUCAACCACCAGGCCUUGGAACAGAUGCAAUAUGUGACAGAGCUGACAGAGCUAAUCAAGGUCAAAUCCUCACCUGAUGCUGAGGGAGAAGAAGACUCAGCAGAAUUUGUGGGCUUCUUCCCAGACUUCGUGUGGACUGUGCGGGAUUUCACGCUGGAGCUUAAGCUGGAUGGGCACCCCAUCACCCCAGAUGAGUAUCUGGAAAAUGCCUUGAAACUCAGUAAAGGCAAGAACCCUAAGGUUCAAAUGGCCAACCUUCCAAGAGAGUGCAUCAGGAAAUUCUUUCCAAAACGGAAGUGUUUUACAUUUGACCGUCCAACAAAUGAUAAAUCACUCUUAACCCAUCUUGAAGAUGUCCAGGAAAGCCAACUGGAUCCUGCAUUCAAAGAUCAGGCAGACAACUUCUGCUCUUACAUCUUUUCCAAUGCAAAACCCAAGGCCCUUAGUGGGGGUAUCAUGGUCAAUGGGAAGAGGUUGGGAAGAUUGCUAGAAACCUAUGUGAAGAUGAUAUAUAGUGGAGACAUUCCCUGCCUGGAGAAUGCAGUGUUGACAUUGGCUCAGGCUGAGAAUUCAGCUGCUGUGCAAAAAGCUGCCAACCAUUAUGUAAAGCAGAUGGUCCUAAAGGUGGACUUGCGUAUGGACACUCUCCAGGACUUGAUAAAUAUACAUACAGACUGUGAAAAAGAAGCCAUCUCAAUUUUCAUGAAGCAUUCUUUCAAAGAUGACACACAAAAGUUCCAGAUGGAACUGGUGCAAAUCUUAGAAACCAAGAAGAAUUAUUUCAUACAACAAAAUGAGGAAGAAUCAACCAGAUAUUGUCAAGUUAAGCUUGAUUAUCUUUCACAAACAUUGAUGGAGUCCAUUUCUCAAGGCAUCUUCUCUGUGCCAGGGGGUUACAAGCUCUACAGGAAAGAAAGAGAAAAAAUAACAAACAGUUAUCAUCAAGUGUCUACGAAAGGGAUAAAGGCAGAUGAGGUCCUCCAAAAGUUUCUACAGUCACUGGCAAUGACAGAAGAAUCCAUCCUGAAGACAGAUCAAGCUCUCACUGACCAAGAGAAGACCUUGAAAGUUGAACAGGCUAAUAGGGAAGCAGCUGAGAAGGAGAAGAAGUUGUUGGAACAGCAACAGAUGGAAAUGCAGCAAAAGAUGGAAGCUCAGCAGCAAAGUUAUGAAGAAAACAUCAAGCAAUUGAAAAGGAAGAUGGAGGAAGAAAGGAUCCAGAUCCUGAGAGAACAGGAAGUGAUGCUGGACCAUAAGCUAAAGGAACAAAAGAAGCUGAUGGAGGAAGGGUUUUAUGAGAAAGCUGAAGAGAUAAAGAGACAGAUAGAGAAACUACAAAGAAACAUUAAGUCUGCUGAGAGUAAAGAGUCCUCCUGGUGGACUUCAAUUGUAGAUACUAUUAACAGUAAAUUUAGAAGCUUAUUACCUGGUAUAAGAAAAUGCUUUGGAAUAGGGACAAGGGCAUUGGGCCCAUCAAUGUCAUAAUAAAAUGGGUUUCAAUGUCUCAAAAAAGUUAUAGAAUGUAAUUGUUCAGCCUAAAAAUGGCACUGAGACUUCUUUGUAUGUGUUUGUGAAUGUGUGUGUUAUCUGCUUUUAAUUCA
Molecule: messenger RNA, 2128 nt
Organism: Dromiciops gliroides (monito del monte)
Lineage: Eukaryota; Metazoa; Chordata; Mammalia; Microbiotheria; Microbiotheriidae
Product: guanylate-binding protein 4-like
Exons: 11
Coding region: 129-2012 (627 amino acids)
Biological process (GO): defense response to Gram-positive bacterium; defense response to protozoan
Molecular function (GO): GTPase activity; GTP binding
Source: RefSeq, a predicted model, not a curated record